AUGGUGGACCAAGCAGAGGGUUAUGUGAAUGUUGGAUUUAGGGGAAAGGAUCUGUACAAUAAGCUGGACGCCACACGUAGGGAAAUUAUGUUUGAGGGCGACACUAGAGCUGCUCUUGCAUGCUUGAAUGGCAAAGGUGAUAGGGAUCAGAGGUUCUUCUGCAAAUUUAGUGCUGAUGAGGAGAACUGCUUGUGCAACCUUUUUUGGAGAGACUCCACAACCUUGAUUAAGUAUGGUUGUUUUGGAGAUGUGUUUUUAUUCGACAACACAUACAACACAAAUUGUUAUGAGAAGCCGCUGGUUCUGUUUGUCGGAUGUAGCAACCACCUCACCAGCGUUGUUUUUGGAUGUGCUCUAUUGAUGGACGAGAAUAUUAAGUCAUAUACAUGGGUGUUAGGGACCUUCCUGUCAUCCAUGGAUGGGAAGAAACCAAAAUCAGUCCUAGCUAAUGGUGAUCAGGCAAUGUGA
Messenger RNA from Rosa chinensis, 468 nucleotides. Its product is annotated as protein FAR1-RELATED SEQUENCE 4-like. Bases 1 to 468 code for a protein of 155 amino acids. The transcript has a single exon. The record is from RefSeq and is a predicted model, not a curated record. Lineage: Eukaryota; Viridiplantae; Streptophyta; Magnoliopsida; Rosales; Rosaceae.